AUGGCGGACUCAACAUCAAUCCCACAACACAACCUCGUCGUCCUGAUCUCCGGUAAUGGCUCCAAUCUCCAAGCCCUCAUCGAUGCCUGCAACACCCCAGCUCUCCGAAAUACCCGCAUCACACACGUAAUAUCAAACCGCAAAGCCGCCUACGGCCUCCAGCGUGCCGCCAACGCCUCGAUCCCCACAACCUACCACAACCUCGUCCCCUAUAAAAAGCGCCAACCAGACACACCUGAAGGCACGCUCGCCGCCCGCACCGCCUACGACGCCGACCUCGCAUCCCUGAUCCUCUCACUCUCUCCUCGCCCCGAACUCAUUGUCUGCGCAGGCUGGAUGCACAUCCUUACCCCCGACUUCCUCAACCCGAUCGCCGAGGCAGGCAUAAAAGUGAUAAAUCUGCACCCAGCGCUACCGGGGGAAUUCGCCGGCGCAGGGGCUAUACAGCGGGCGUGGGAGGCGGGGCGGAAGGGGGAGAUUAAGAGGACCGGAGUGAUGGUUCACGAGGUUAUUGCUGAGGUGGAUGCGGGCGAGUGUGUGGUUAGUAAGGAAGUUGAGCUUAGAGAGGGGGAAAGCGUGGAGGAGCUGGAGGAGAGAAUUCAUAAGGUGGAGCAUGGGUUGAUUGUUGAGGGGACGAGGAGGGCUCUGCAAGCGUUGGAGGGGGAAAGGGUGAUGGAAGGUGGGGCGAUUUGAGAGAGGAUUUAUUAACGGGAGAUAGAUGAUGGCAGAGUUCAAAAUCAUAAACAACGUACGCCCUCGAUGGCUGGGUAAUUACGGUGUGCAGAAUGGGCACGCAGGUCAGGAAAUAGGAGCAGGGCAAAGCUCUGAUAUGUGAAUACCGGGUUGGAAGGCAGGUCAGUAGUCUGUUAUUUAUGACGUGAGACAUGUUGGAUAGAUCACAGGAUGAUACGCCUCCCUUUUGCAAAAGGCGCAUUGAAGGCCAUCCGAACUAGACUCAGAGACAGAAACAUGUCGGUCAGUUUUGAGACUGGCUUGACGCUGGAAAAUCGACGAAUAUGUUGCAGCUUGAUGUGUC
This is a messenger RNA of Westerdykella ornata, 1036 nucleotides long. Its product is annotated as phosphoribosylglycinamide formyltransferase. Lineage: Eukaryota; Fungi; Ascomycota; Dothideomycetes; Pleosporales; Sporormiaceae. The transcript has 2 exons. Gene Ontology annotation, molecular function: phosphoribosylglycinamide formyltransferase activity. The record is from RefSeq and is a predicted model, not a curated record. Gene Ontology annotation, cellular component: cytoplasm. The coding region runs from base 1 to 693 and encodes 230 amino acids. Gene Ontology annotation, biological process: 'de novo' IMP biosynthetic process.